AUGGCAGGCAGACGGGAGCCUCUGGCCAACGUGCCCAACGCGGUCAACUCGCCUUUCCGGACCAUCACCGCCAGCGGGAAACGCACGCGAGCUCAAGCUGGCGACCACCGCGAUGCGAUAUCUGGACAGCCUCCGUCCAAGAAGCAGAUAAUUGAAGUUCCACACGAUGACGUGGAGAAUGUGGACCCGAAGAAGCGACAGUUCGUGGCUGUGGGUGCUCAAAACAAGUUGGAAGAGCCUUUCAUGAAGCGGACAUCCAAUGCACCGCCUACAGCCUUUGAGAGGAAGCUCGCCUCCGCACGCGGGAAGAAGACUGCUCCUCAGCAGCGUCUAGAGCCUCAGCGUGGGCCCAGUGCGGAGAAUGUCGAGACCGUCCGUCAAUGGAAGCGACACUACAAGAAGCAGUUUCCCAGCUUCGUCUUCUACUUCGACACUCCCUCUGAUGAGGUUCGACAACGGACUCUACGCCCUCUUCAGCAUCUUGGAGCACGGGACGAGAAGUUCUUCUCGAGGGCCGUCACACAUGUCAUCACGACGCGUCCAAUACCACCGGAGCUUACCAGCACGAGCCCGAAUGAAGAAGAAAACUUCCCGGACAACGCGAUGAGGCCUGCACAACACCCCGUACCAGGCCACGACCAACGAAGAGCGACAAACCUACUGGACGCUAACCUGCAGCGACGCGCUCAGAGUCAGGGUUUGCAUCGGGCACAUGAUGUCGACCCACGAAGAGCACAAGCUUCCAGUACUGACAUACUGUCUCGUGCGCGCGAGCUUGGUAUCAAGAUAUGGGCAGUGGAAAAGUUUACACGCAUCAUGAAGACCAUUCUGGAGCCCGACAAUGUCGACAAUGGCACCACCCAAGACAUACGCAAUCAUGCUACCGUCCACAAGACUGCCAGCAAGCCUUCGAAGGAGGUCGACCUGGAGCAGCUGCUGCGUAACGAGAAGAUCAACGGCCCUGCUGAUCGCGACAUGACUGUUGCCGCACAGGAUAUGGUGUCCUUCAAAGGCUGCUACAUCUACAUUCACGAUAUGGACGAGAAGACGAAGCCGGUCAUGGUUCGGGACUAUCCUAAACCCACCAGCAAGGAAGAUGGCAAGUGGCCGCAAUUCCGUCUCACGCCUGCUGGUCGCUGCCCGUUCAUCGAGGACCCUGCACAUACAAAGAAGCUGCAGCAGAUGGAGCGCGAAGCCGCGGCGAAUGCCAAAGCUGAGCAGGAGCUCGCUGCACAAAGAAGGACUCGCGGUGCAUCGCAUCUUGCUCCUCCCCCGCGCCCUCUUGCAGAACGUGAGGGCAACCUCAGACGUUCGCCUCGAAAGCUUGCCCAGCCACCCGUGGGCAACAUGGCCAAGCCGCUGGAGCCCCCUAAGAGACUGCCUACACAGCGCCAGUCUUCAGCAGAGGGCAUGCCAGUGCUGUUCGGCAGUGCUCAGCAAAGCCUUCGUGGUCUGCCGCGCAUGAUCGGUGGCGAGCCCAUGGCUUCGGGCAUGCAGCAGUCGAACGUGACUUCAGCCAUCCGGUCACAGGCCAUCUCGUCUGCCGCCAUAUCGUCGACUGCGCCAGGCAUGCACAGGCGUGUCGGAGACAGCAAGGAAGUGUCAGCUCUGAGGCGUCAGAUGCUGGAGCGCAACACCAACGUGCCUUCGAACCACAGCAUGCCAUCCUCGUACAUGAACGACGUCCGAGCCGCCAUCAACGACGACAACAAUCCGCCACCACGCGCAGCCAAGCGCAAGGCCCAAGAGACUCUUGGUGUUCUGCACGAGGAUGAAGAGGAUACCUACGAUAUCCCUCGCCCACCCCACCGCAAGCCACCGGCGCCAAAGAAGCGCAAGCCUGUGCUGAAGGAGGCGAAACCUGGGUACUGCGAGAACUGCCGUGACAAGUUUGACGACUUUGACGAUCACGUCCUCUCCCGCAAACACCGCAAAUUCGCCAUGACCCAGGACAACUGGAAAGAACUCGACGACCUGCUCGUCCAGCUCAAGCGUCCGCACAAGGUGCCGCAGUCAGCGUAG
Saxophila tyrrhenica is the source of this 2022-nucleotide messenger RNA. RefSeq names its product Cdc7p-Dbf4p kinase complex regulatory subunit (gene DBF4). Gene Ontology annotation, cellular component: Dbf4-dependent protein kinase complex. The record is from RefSeq and is a predicted model, not a curated record. Bases 1 to 2022 code for a protein of 673 amino acids. Gene Ontology annotation, molecular function: nucleic acid binding; protein serine/threonine kinase activator activity; zinc ion binding. The transcript has 2 exons. Lineage: Eukaryota; Fungi; Ascomycota; Dothideomycetes; Mycosphaerellales; Extremaceae. Gene Ontology annotation, biological process: positive regulation of nuclear cell cycle DNA replication; regulation of cell cycle phase transition.